AUGUCUUCCACCAAACACACAGCACGAUCAAUCCUCGACGCAUUCUACGACGCCGAACGUAUUUACAUGGCCUCAUCCCCUGAAGAGCGCGACUUUAGCGGCAUGGCAGCAACACUCUCAAAAGAAGUGAAACUCAAACAAACAUCAGGCCUACCCUACGCUGGCGAAUACGUCGGACCUGAAGGGUUCCAGAAGUGGGCAGAAGACAUGGCCAACUACUUCGACAAGGUUGAUGUGCAGAAUCCCGAAAUUUUCGAACGCGAGGGUUCCAACCGUAUCAUCUCGCUCGGCUACCUUCACCUUAGAGUUCGCAAGACUGGGGAAGAGCUAAAGUGGCCCCUGUGCCAGGUCAUGACGGUGGAUUUGGAAGCCGGUGUUAUCAAGAGCAUUAUGCCGUUUUAUUGGGAUGUAUAUGCGCUGAACAAGGCUAUUGAGCACACACCUGAGUUAUAA
Fusarium pseudograminearum CS3096 is the source of this 453-nucleotide messenger RNA. RefSeq lists its product as uncharacterized. Lineage: Eukaryota; Fungi; Ascomycota; Sordariomycetes; Hypocreales; Nectriaceae. The transcript has a single exon. Bases 1 to 453 code for a protein of 150 amino acids. The record is from RefSeq and is a predicted model, not a curated record.